AUGGAAGACUACAGUGACCCCAAAUCUGACCUCUCCCCAGAGGCUGGCCACCUCGCAACACUGGGUCAUAAGCAGGAGCUCAAGCGAAACUUUUCCUUGAUUUCUAUGCUGGGUCUUGCCUUCGCCAUUCUCAACACAUGGACUGCCUUGGCCGCCUCACUAACACUGGCCCUCCCCUCCGGAGGCUCAAGUGCCGUCAUCUGGGGUCUGAUCGUGGCCGGUAUCUGUAACAUGACCCAGGCCGUUUCCCUGGCCGAGUUUCUUUCCGCGUAUCCCACAGCCGGUGGCCAGUACCACUGGGCCGCCAUCGUUUCAUGGCCGAAAUGGAGCCGCGGCAUCAGCUACGCGACAGGAUGGAUUAAUGUGUCGGGUUGGGUCGCCCUCAGCGCUACCGGUGGUUUGCUGGGCAGCACGUUCAUCAUGAACAUCAUUCAGCUCAUGCACCCGGAUUUCGAGCCCAAGGCGUGGCAUCAGUUUUUGAUCUACAUUGCGUUUGCCCUUGCUGCCUUGGCCAUCAACGCUUUCGCCACUCGACUUCUUCCUCUCUUCACCAAAGCCGCCUUUUUCUGGUCUGUCGGUGGCUUCGUCAUUAUCAGCAUUACAGUUUUGGCGUGCGCUUCGCCCGACUACCAAUCCGGCGAAUUCGUCUACGGCAACUUCAUCAACGAGGUUGGCUGGCCAGACGGUCUGGCUUGGCUGCUCGGUUUGCUCCAGGGCGCGUUUGCUUUGACAGGCUUCGACGGAGUUGCGCACAUGAUUGAAGAGAUUCCGAACCCGCAAAAGGAGGGCCCCAAGAUUAUGAUGUAUUGCAUCGGCAUCGGCAUGUUCACCGGUUUCAUCUUCCUCAGUUGCCUCAUGUUUGUCAUCUCCAACGUCAAUGAUGUCAUUGAAGCUGCUGAGGGCCCGCUACUUCAUAUCUUCAUGGACGCGACCAAGAGCAGGGCCGGCAGUAUUUGCCUGCUCAUGUUCCCCCUCGUGUGCAUGCUUUUCACCACAGUGGCCCUGGUCGCCACCAGCACCCGAAUGAGCUACGCUUUUGCCCGAGACCGAGGAAUGCCUUUCAGCCACAUCUUCUCCCGGGUUCACCCUACUCUUGACGUCCCCAUCAACGCACUACUUUGGACAACCGCCUGGGUUAUUAUUUUCGGCUGCAUUUUCCUGGGCUCUUCCAGCACCUUCAACGCCAUCACUGCCGCGUCCGUUGUUGCGCUUGGUGUUACCUAUGCCAUCCCACCGCUCAUCAACGUCCUAAGAGGCCGCAAGAUGCUUCCCGAGAGCCGCCCUUUCAAGCUUCCCAACUGGCUUGGCUGGAUCUGCAACAUUGUUGGAAUCUGCUGGGCCAUCCUUACCACCGUCCUGUUUGUGUUCCCUCCUGUGAUCCCCGUCACAGGAUCCAACAUGAACUAUGCUAUCGUCGCCUUUGGCGUCAUUCUUCUGAUUUCCGGCGGAACCUGGAUCUUUGAUGGUCGCAAGAACUACAAGGGCCCUAUCGUGGAGAUUCAGGGCGUGUUUGAAGGCACUGUUGACGGCAUGGACCCAGCAGGCCAUUCUGAUAGCGUUCGUGAAGAACACGCGGAAAAGAAUUGA
Molecule: messenger RNA, 1587 nt
Organism: Trichoderma gamsii
Lineage: Eukaryota; Fungi; Ascomycota; Sordariomycetes; Hypocreales; Hypocreaceae
Exons: 2
Coding region: 1-1587 (528 amino acids)
Biological process (GO): transmembrane transport
Cellular component (GO): membrane
Molecular function (GO): transmembrane transporter activity
Source: RefSeq, a predicted model, not a curated record